Messenger RNA from Chinchilla lanigera (long-tailed chinchilla), 2721 nucleotides. It is a transcript of the gene Tas1r1, whose product is annotated as taste receptor type 1 member 1. The record is from RefSeq and is a predicted model, not a curated record. Gene Ontology annotation, biological process: sensory perception of umami taste; G protein-coupled receptor signaling pathway. Gene Ontology annotation, molecular function: G protein-coupled receptor activity. The transcript has 6 exons. Gene Ontology annotation, cellular component: membrane. Bases 18 to 2546 code for a protein of 842 amino acids. NCBI's taxonomy places the organism in Eukaryota, Metazoa, Chordata, Mammalia, Rodentia, Chinchillidae.
AGGGGCGCCUGGCCAGCAUGUCUUCCACCCAGGUGACUCACCUGGUCUGUCUGCAGCUGACCCUGACCUGCUGCUGGGCUCUCGGCUGCCACGAAGCAGCCUGGUCUCCUGACUUCACCCUUCCAGGGGAUUACCUCCUCGCGGGCCUGUUCCCACUCCACAGUGACUGUCUGCAUGUGAGGCGCAGUCCCCAGGUGACCCUCUGUGACAGGCCUGACAGCUUCAGUGGCCAUGGCUACCACCUCUUCCAGGCCAUGCGGCUCAGUGUGGAGCAGAUAAACAACUCCACAGCACUGCUGCCCAAUGUCACCCUGGGGUACGAGCUCUACGACGUGUGCUCCGAGUCGGCCACCGUCUACGCAGUGCUGCGCGCGCUGUCCUGGCAGGGGACGCACCGCGUGGAGAUCCAGGAGAACCUGUACCACUACUCCCCCAAGGCCAUGGCGGUCAUUGGGCCCGACAGCACUGACGAGGCGGCCACCGCCGCCGCCCUGCUGAGUCCCUUCCUGGUGCCCCUGAUCAGCUACGAGGCCAGCAGCACGGUGCUGAGCGCGAAGCAGCUGUACCCCUCUUUCCUGCGGACCAUCCCCAGCGACAGGUACCAGGUGGAGACCCUGGUGCUGCUGCUGCAGAGCUUCGGGUGGGUCUGGGUCUCCCUGGUUGGCAGCUCUGGAUACUAUGGGGAACAGGGGGUGCGGGCACUGGAGGACCUGGCCACGAAGCGGGGCAUCUGCAUCCCCUACAAGGGCAUUGUGCCUUUCUCUGCCCGGGUGGGGGACGAGGAGAUGCAGGGCAUGAUGCGUGGCCUGGCAGGGGCCAGGACCACUGUGGUGGUGGUCUUCGCCAGCCGCCAGCCGGCCAGAGUGUUCUUCGGCUCCGUGAUGCUGGCCAACCUAACUGGCAAGGUGUGGAUCGCCUCGGAAGACUGGGCCAUCUCCACAUACAUCUCCAGAAUGGCUGGAAUCCGGGGCAUUGGGAUGGUGCUGGGGCUGGCCAUCCAGCAGCGCCUGGUCCCCGGCCUGGAGGAGUUUGAAGAGGCCUAUGCCUGGGAAGACAAGGGGGCCCCCAGGCCUUGUCCCAGGGGCUCCUGGUGCAGCACCAAUCAGCUCUGCAGAGAGUGCCAAGCCUUCACAGCACAGACGAUGCCCUCGCUCGGGGCCUUCUCCAUGAGCUCGGCCUACAACGUGUACCGAGCUGUGUAUGCUGUGGCCCAUGGCCUUCAUCAGCUCCUGGGCUGUGCCUCUGGCUCCUGCUCCAAGGGCCAAGUCUACCCCUGGCAGCUUCUGGAGCAGAUCUACAAGGUGAAUUUUCUUCUACACGAGGACACCGUGGCUUUCGACAAGAACGGGGACCCCCUCAGUAACUAUGACAUCAUCGUGUGGGACUGGAGCGGGCCCACAUGGAGCUUCAGGGUCGUCGGCUCCUCCACGUGGCCUCCUGUUCGGCUGGACGUGAACAAGACCAGUAUUCAGUGGCAUGAAAAGGACAGUCAGGUGCCCACCUCUGUGUGUACCGGAGACUGUGCCCGAGGGCACCAUCGAGUGGUUGUGGGUUUCUACCACUGUUGUUUCGAGUGUGUUCCCUGUGAGGCCGGGACCUUCCUCAACAAGAGUGACCUCUACCGCUGCCAGCCUUGUGGGAGAGAAGAGUGGUCACCUGAGGCCAGCCACACCUGCUUCCCUCGAACAGUGGUGGUUUUGACUUGGCAUGAGCCCAUCUCUUGGGUGCUGUUGGCAGCUAAUACACUGUUGCUGCUGCUGCUGCUAGGCACCGCCGGUCUGUUUGCCUGGCACCUAGACACCCCUGUGGUGAGGUCGGCUGGGGGUCGGCUGUGCUUCCUCAUGCUGGGGUCCCUGGCACUGGGCAGCUGCAGCCUCUAUGGCUUCUUCGGGGAGCCCACGCUACCUGCGUGCCUGCUGCGCCAAGCCCUCUUUUCGCUCAGUUUUGCCAUCUUCCUGUCCUGCCUGACGAUUCGCUCCUUCCAACUGAUCAUCAUCUUCAAGUUUGCCACCAAGAUGCCCACAUCCUACUAUGCCUGGGUCCGGAACCACGGGGCUGGCCUUUCUGUGAUGUUCAGCUCAAUUGCUCAGCUGCUCAUCUGUCUCACCUGGCUUUCGGUGUGGACCCCACUGCCCACCAGGGAAUACCAGCGCUUCCCCCAGCUGGUGGUGCUUGAGUGCACCGAGGCCAAUUCGCCCGGCUUCCUGCUGGCUUUCGCCUACAAUGGGCUCCUCUCCGUCAGCGCCUUUGCCUGCAGCUACCUGGGCAAGGACCUGCCAGAGAACUACAACGAGGCCAAGUGUGUCACCUUCAGCCUGCUCCUCAACUUCGUAUCCUGGAUCACCUUUUUCACCAUGAGUAGCAUCUCGCACGGCCGGAACCUCUCUGUGAUCAAUGUGCUGGCCGUGCUGACCAGCCUGAGCGGCGGCUUCAGCGGCUAUUUUCUCCCUAAGUGCUAUGUGAUCCUCUGCCGCCCAGACCUCAACAACACGGAGCACUUCCAGGCCUCCAUCCAAGAUUACACGAGGCGCUGCGGCUCCACCUGAGCUGAGGGACAAGCGGGGCCCACGGGACAGGGCGGGCUGUAAGCCUCCUCUUCAGGGUGGGUUGCAGGUCCAGCCGGCGGGGGGCCUGAGGGAUCGUCAGUCUUGCCUGGCGAUGUGUAAACGCUCGGGAAAGCCCAGCCCAGGCUCCGGGCUGCCAAUAAAGAGGUGAAAAGUG